Molecule: messenger RNA, 615 nt
Organism: Sparassis crispa
Lineage: Eukaryota; Fungi; Basidiomycota; Agaricomycetes; Polyporales; Sparassidaceae
Exons: 8
Coding region: 1-615 (204 amino acids)
Cellular component (GO): mRNA cleavage factor complex
Molecular function (GO): mRNA binding
Source: RefSeq, a predicted model, not a curated record
AUGUCGAACACCAUUGCCUUGUAUCCCCUCUCCAACUUCACCUUCAGCACGAAGGAGGCACAGCCCGAAGAGGACCCCUCCGUCUCCGCACGCCUUCAGCGCUUGCAGAACAACUAUGAAGACUUUGGCAUGCGGCGUACCGUGGAGGGGAUUCUAGUCGUGCACGACCAUGGUCAUCCCCACAUCCUCAUGCUCCAGAUUGCCAACGCCUUCUUCAAGCUACCUGGCGACUACCUGAAGCCCGGAGAGGAUGAGAUCGAAGGGCUCAAGCGCCGACUUGACGACCGGCUGGCGCCGCCGAGCGAGUCCCGCCAGUUCAACGCAACGCACGGGCUAGACAAUGAGUGGGAGAUCGGCGACUGCCUCGCGCAGUGGUGGCGCCCGAACUUCGAGACAUUCAUGUAUCCGUUCAUCCCGGCGCACAUCACUAAGCCGAAGGAGUGCAAGAAGCUCUUCCUCGUCCAGAUGCCCGAACGCAAAGUGCUGGCUGUUCCCAAGAACAUGAAGCUGCUUGCCAUCCCACUUUUCGAGCUUUACGACAAUGCCGCGCGGUACGGCCCGCAACUCUCUGCCAUCCCGCAUCUCUUGUCCCGCUACAACUUCAUUUACCAGUGA